Molecule: messenger RNA, 783 nt
Organism: Carcharodon carcharias (great white shark)
Lineage: Eukaryota; Metazoa; Chordata; Chondrichthyes; Lamniformes; Lamnidae
Product: zinc finger protein 271-like
Exons: 1
Coding region: 1-783 (260 amino acids)
Biological process (GO): regulation of DNA-templated transcription
Molecular function (GO): DNA-binding transcription factor activity, RNA polymerase II-specific; RNA polymerase II cis-regulatory region sequence-specific DNA binding
Source: RefSeq, a predicted model, not a curated record
AUGGAAGAGAAACCAUUCAAGUGUGAGAUGUGUGACAAACCUUUCUCAUGUUCAUCUUACUUCCAGACACACCAACGCAUUCAUGCAGGGCAGAAACUGGUCAAAUGUGAGGUUUGCGAUAAAGCUUUUGUGACACCUUCGACUCUGCUGAGACACCAGAGGAUUCACAGGGGGGAGAAACCCUUCAGAUGUGAUGUUUGUGAGGUGGCUUUCAUCCAAUCCUCUGAUCUCAUGACGUACCAGAGAAUUCACACAGGGGAGAAACCCUUCAAGUGUAAUGUGUGUGACCGAGCCUUCACACAGUCAUCAGGACUUGUGAAACACCGACGCAUUCACACAGGGGAGAAACCGUUUAUAUGCGAUGUAUGCAACAAAUCAUUCUCAGAUUCAUCGAUCCUCCGUGUACACCAACGCAUACACACGGGGGAGAAACAGUUCAAGUGUGAGGUGUGUAGUAAGAGCUUUGCACACUUAUCGGGCCUGGUGAAUCAUCGACGUAUUCACACAGGGGAGAAACCAUUCACGUGUGAGGUGUGCGACAAAUCAUUCUCACAGUCAUCAAACCUUCACGCACACAGCCGCAUUCACACGAGAGAGAAGCCAUUCAAGUGCGAAGUGUGCGACAAGUUAUUCUCUCGCUCAUCUCACUUUCAUGUACACCAACGUAUUCACACUGGGGAGAAACCAUUCAUGUGUGAGGUGUGUAAUAAGGGCUUUGCACAGUUAUCAGGCCUGUUGCAUCACCGUCAUAUUCACACUGAGGCAGAAGCCAUUCCAAAAUGA